UCAUUCAUACCACAGGCUGAAAAAAAAAAAGAACAUAGCAUAUACACCUAACAAAGACCAGUGGUACAUCACUGGACUUUGAGUGGUUAUACCAGAAUGAUGCCUGCAGCUGGUAUCGUUUUUUUUCAGCCGGUGAUCGGCUUUCAUCCCCCGCUGCCUUCCACGGCUUUCUUGGGCAGUCUCAUGCCAUCGGGGGAACCUGAGAAUGCAGCCGGUGUUUCUGCCAGCUGACCAUACAGCUGAUUGAAGACCGGAAUGGUGCCAAUCAUCUCUAUAGUCUAAGAAAUCGGAAGCUACAGGCAU
Molecule: messenger RNA, 303 nt
Organism: Staurois parvus
Lineage: Eukaryota; Metazoa; Chordata; Amphibia; Anura; Ranidae
Source: the annotation of a GenBank genome assembly